CUAUUUCCUAACCCCAUCAAAUAUCUUCCCCGACUCAGACAGAUAUUUCAAGCACACCAAAUUCUGUGGCGUUUAUUAUUAUUGCGCAUACAAUGGAUGAGUUCACGAAGAUAUCCGGGCCCGUUCCAAAGGACUUCGACGCGGAAAAUGCAGACAAUCUUGAAGACAUUGAGAAGCAGUUCGCAGUCAAAGCGGUUCAGCACUUGGAGACGUACUGGGCUAUCUUAGGGAAGGUCAAGGGAUCAUCCCUACGGCUGACAAAGAUGGACGACGAGAUCUAUACCCAUCUAAAAACCGAAUUUCCCGAUUUCGAUCCCGCAGCAACUAUAAAUGAAGACGAGAUGAAGAGCAAGUCAGGCAAGGAACGGUGGCGAAAGUUCUUGAUGGCUUACGACAAGAGAGUCGACGACUACAACUUCGGUACUAUGUUGCGAACGAGCCCCAACGUUGAAUAUGAACAGGACACAACAAUAUUCGUUCCUAGGAUGCAAUUCUAUGCCAUCGAGAUAGCGAGGAAUAAGGCUGGUCUGAACGACUGGGUGUAUGAGAAGGCCAAAGGUAUUGGAAAGCCAUAGAGGGGACCAUUUUUGUUGGCCGUAUAAACAGCAGAACACCUCAGAGUUGUUCCCAUUCCGUGCGAUCCGUAACGACAUGAAUAAAUAGUCGCCACGUCGAGGUUCGAGAGCUUCUACGCACGAUCAAUGGUACGGCGACCAACUUGUGCUGUCGGAGCUAUGCAAAUUCGCAUGGGAAGACUGUAGUAUUGUGCAUUAAGGGUACGCGGAAUUGCGCCACCUGGACCGAAAUACCUAAAUUAGGAUCCUAGGAACGCUUGCAAUGGGUAAAAGCGUAAAUAGACGAUUGGUCUCAAAUACUAGUUGGGUUCCUUAGGUAGACGUAGGUCUUUCUACACUGGAAGAUUUGACGUACCGUACCUACCUAAUUAUCUAGUAACUGUUCCCUUUUUUGUUGCUCUGCUUUACUGCUUUACUUAUCUACUCCUAGUACUAGCGCUGUUUCUUCGUAGCAACAAAGGUCGAACUUGGACAAAGCCAUUCGCGAUCGGGACAGCUAAUUCGAAACUGGCCUACAUAAAAUAAAGCGUAACCAAUACACGAGUUCA
Molecule: messenger RNA, 1123 nt
Organism: Annulohypoxylon maeteangense
Lineage: Eukaryota; Fungi; Ascomycota; Sordariomycetes; Xylariales; Hypoxylaceae
Product: DUF757-domain-containing protein
Exons: 5
Coding region: 93-575 (160 amino acids)
Cellular component (GO): cytoplasm
Source: RefSeq, a predicted model, not a curated record